Molecule: messenger RNA, 7058 nt
Organism: Pieris napi
Lineage: Eukaryota; Metazoa; Arthropoda; Insecta; Lepidoptera; Pieridae
Exons: 2
Coding region: 239-6688 (2149 amino acids)
Source: RefSeq, a predicted model, not a curated record
UUUGUCGAAAUUAACAGAUACAAAAAACUGGUAACACAUGACUUUACGGGACAAACUGCAAGAACGUAAUAAAUCGGUGUCUCCAAGGAAAUAAUAUUGAUAUUUCAUUCAAGUUUUCGUAUAGAAUUACCAUUAUUGUGGACGGUUUAACAAAACGAUUGUAUUACCAUAAGUGAAUAGAAGUUAAAAAGAAAAAUGUUUAAAACCCAGUUCAAUAUCUACGCGAAAAAACGUGACCAUGGACGCUAAAGAUUUAAGAAGUGAUUCUACUCUUGUAUCUGCUAUUAACGAUGGAAACACCAACUUUGAUGAAAACAACAUUACGUUACUUAGUAAUAGAAAUAAGUCAUAUCAAGAUAUCGAAUCAAACUCAUUGGGUAAAGUGGAGGCGCAAGGCUCACGGCCGUGUGCUAUUAUAGGGCCCGAUAGAGUGCAACCCCCGCCCACUGCUGGCGAUGCAUAUCUCAAAAAAGCUUCAGUUGAACCAUGGCCAUGCUCAGAUACUGUUUACCAACUACAAGCAGAGAUCCCUCAGAAGUUACCAGAUUAUCAGUCAAUGAGAAAUAUAUCUCCCAGACAGACAUUCCAAGAAAAUAUGCAGCGGAUUAUGGUGCCGCCUUAUCAUUCUUCUAAGAGUAUUGAAGAUAAUGCUUUAAAAAAUUCCAAAGCUGAUAUGCCACUAGAAGUUAAGUACUGUGAUGUGCCUUACUCGAUUAAUCCUAUAGUUAAUAGCCAAAAAAGUAUUAGGAGCUCAGAUGUUCCGAUAACUGCGGCAAAUUCACCAUAUCUAACUGUGCAACGACAUGGCUGGUCUGGUGCUGUUGGACCGCGGCCUCAAAGACCCUUUGCCCCAGAGUUCUAUCAAUAUCCUGAGGUAGCCAACUUUCCAGGACAAAGACCAUUGCAGAGACUUCAUCGGCCACCACAAGAAGACCCUGCUCAAGGCCACGUAGAUCGUUUGUAUAAUGAAGCAAGUGUGAGAUUCAAACCUUAUCCUAGUACAAGAGAACGGUAUACACAACACAGGUAUGAUUAUGUUUCUAAUUAUCCAAAUACAUAUCACCCACAACUGUCAUUCCCACCACAAAAGUAUGAUAUAAGUAAAACAUUACCGUCUCACCCAUAUCCCAUGUAUCCACAGGUUCCAAUACGAAGAGUACCUGAUCCAAUUAUAGAUCCAUACCAAAGACCAAGUCAACCAAAUUUUAAUCCCUAUCAAAAUCAAUAUAUUUCUCAUUCUUAUGGACCAGUUCAAGGAAACUGUAUACCUAGUAAAAUUUAUCCUUACCCACCAGAUAUGUCACCUAAUACAUUAACAGCUACUAAAUUACCUUAUGAUGUGAAUAGCAAACUAUAUGUUGAUUAUGAAAAUGUUAGAAACAAAAUGUAUUCUUCUGUUGACAAUAUGACAUACUUUAAUGAUCCUAAGAGGCAAACAUUAGCAAUGCAUCCCGGCAUAAAUAUGCAUCAUAUACCUCAACAUCAUGUGUAUAGGAAAGAUAAUAUGCCUGUGAAACCAAUGGAGUCACCUUACCCAAAUUCAUAUCCUUUACCACAUCAUUUGCAUUAUUCUUCAUCCUUGGCAAAAUCACCUGCAGAAUCAUUUUCUAGACUUGAAGCAAUGCAUGCAUCAAUAGGGGGGUUGCAAGAAGAUUGUGGUUAUGUUAGCCAAUCAUCAUCUGCAAGUGGCAGGAGUAUUGAUUCUGGAAAUUUUAAAACUCAAAAUGAGAUUUAUAGAAAAAGUGAUAUGUUGUAUGGAAAUGGGUCAAGAACCUCUCAAAAACAAAGAUCAAAUUCUGUCACUAGCCCUGAUAAAAAGGGUCUUGAUGUCAGACAGUUUCUUCAAAUGUGGAAUGAAGGUGAGGAUGAAGUUUCCGAUACUGCUAUCACAUCAGCAAAAGCUGUACCUACCCAAUCUGAAAGUAACCCAGAGCAACUUAUUAUUCUUGGUAGUAUGACUAUACCAAACGAAGAAUUAUCCAAAUAUGAACAUAUACAAAAAAUAUCAAAACUACCCGAAAAUAUUAAAGGUUAUAACAGUAUUGAAUUACUUGAUCAAUAUGAGCAGCUUGUUGAAACCCCUGCCAUACGUUAUAACAAGAAACCAAUGUCACAUGAAUAUCAGUUAUCUUCAAAAAUAGCAAGGCAAUCACCCUUAAUUCCCCGUCCAUUAUCACCAUUAGAUGUAGAAGCUAAAAUAAGCCAAUCAGUAAUACAUAAAGAAGUAGGGUGCAAUUUUGAAAUAAAACCUUGUAGCCCAAAAAUGAUGAAUGUUGAAAUAGCAACUCCUUUGCAUAAUAUAAUUAGUGAAAGAACAAUUGACAAAGUUUUAAAUACAGGUGUUUCAAAUUCAAAAGUUAUUCCUAAUAGAACAGACAUUGUUGCUGUCAAUUCACCUACAACAAGCUGCAAAAUGAAUACAUCCUAUAUUUCAAAUGAUGAUUUAAUUAAAAAUAAUAAUUAUAGUUUACAAGAUUUAGAGAGUAACUCAGGUGUUUGCUUAGCUUCUUUGCCCAGAUUGGAUAGUGAUAUAGAACUAAAUUUUCCAGAAAUCAAUCAGCAAUUUAUUGAUGCAAACAGAUUUAAAAUAAGCACAACUAAUGAAGACUUAAAAUCAACUACUGCACAAAAUUUGUAUAAAUCCGAAAAUGAUAGUGAUAAAGACUUUAACGAUAGACGUGUUCAAACACCUGAAAUUAAUUGUGUAGAGACAGCAAAAUUAAGUAAAUAUAGAAAAAUUAAAACUACAGAUUCGUUGCCAAAUGAGUCUAGAACAGACAGUGUUAUUAUUAAGAAUCCAGAUACCAUGAGAAAAAAAGAAGUAUAUAAUGAUACAGUCCUUCAAGAAAAAUUGGAGCAAAUCCAAAAAUUUGAUAUGAAUUCUGAUAUGCAGGAUAAUGCGAUAUUAAAGGAUAUGAGUUGCAGCGCCAUUGAUUUUAGUUUAAAUACGUUAAACCAGAGUUCUGCAGUUAGUAUACAUUCUGAAAAUAUUAUUGUACAAGCUGAUCUUAAAACAGACAAGAUGUCGACAAAAGACGAAAACGAAACACAAAUGUGUGCCCUUUCUUUAGUGACUAAGAAAGUUGAAAUGGAAUUAAGCGGAUUGGAACAAAACGAUCAUAAUACGAAAACAGAAAAAAAACAAAGUGAACCUGGAUUUUCGUUAGGGCUGAUUUAUGAAGAUACUACUAUAUUACCAGAAUUAGAUCCUAAUCCUAAAAUUGACCAUCCUACACCUAUUGUUACCACUAUGCUUCAUGAUAAUAAAAGCUUAUCAGAUAUAGAAAGCUUGAUACCUUGCAGUUCUCAUGCUGGUCUAGAAGACGAGAUUCAAUUUGAAUGUGAUAAGGCCAAUCAUAAAGACGAAGACAUAUUUAAAGAUGACAUUGUGAUUGCAGCCUUGAGUGGGAGUAGCGUUAAAUACGAUAACAUAACAAACAGUAAUAAAAAUAAUAUGGAUAAACGAAAAGAGUUAGUUUAUAUACAGAAUAGUAAAAAAAAUUGCAGUAUUAAAACAAACGAAACGCCAAAACAAAAGCUAAGUAACGACUUAACAACAGACUCUAAUAUAAAUGAAGUAAGUGCAAAUCAAAACAGUGAAAACCAAGUUGAAUCUAUUCAUAGUAUAAAUAAAAGAAGUCAAGUGAUAGAUAAUGCUUUCUACCAAAUGGAAUCCCCUUAUUGUCCCGAAGAAAAUACGGCUCAUCCAAAAAACAUCGAAAACUUAAAUCCACCUGAAAAAAACUCUGUAGAAAAGACUCUUAAUUAUGAAAAUGUAAAUAAUGAACCUAGACGUGCGCAAUGUGCUAUGCAAUUGGAUAAUUCAAAUGCAGAGUCGGAGUUAUGUGAAUAUAAUGAAAACGAUAUAUGUAAACAAAGGGCAAUGCGUAGUGAAAAAAUUAUUUCUGAAUCAAGUAUUAUAGAAAAUAAUUUAAACGUUGUCCAAGUUUGCAAAUUGCAAGUUAAAGAAGAUACAAACACAAAUAGUAAGGACGAUUCAAAUAUUAAGAAAAGUAAUAAAGAUGAAGCAAACGAAUUUGAAAAUUCCUGGCCCGACUCUAUAGCACACAUGGAUACUGGCGUUAAUCAAAUAUUUAUAAAUCCUUCUGAAGCAAAAAAAGAAGACCAAGAAGUAAAGGAUAUUAUGCAAGAAAAUUUAAGCAAAAAUAAUAUUAUUUGCACAACUGGUCUACAAUUUCCAUCAGAGUCUUUAAAAUCCAAUAAUCAAAAUGAUUUAUUUUCAACCAUUGAGGAUACAUCUGAAAUAUCAAUAGCAAAUAUGCCGACAGAUGAUAGAGAUGCAUCCUCAAACCACAAUAAUGAUAGUUCUUUAUCCUCAUGUAAUAAUGGUCUAAAUGAAUUGGCACCCAAAGAAAUGGUGAUAAAUGAAAAUGAACUGAAUAGUGAAAUUUCACCAUGCGUUAAUAACGAUUUGCGAAAUAGUGAAGUGUCAGAAGACGUAGUCAAACAUCACAUUCGAAAUCACACUUUUUCUACAUAUAAGAAAUCCUUUUAUAAAAGAUGUUUUAGAAAAGCAUAUUUUUCGCCUUGGAUGCAAAAACUGUUUAUUUUUAGUUCAGGACUUUGUGUGAAAUCAUCUCAAAAACAAACUGAGGACAUUAAAUAUGAGAAAUAUUUUACCAACGUCGAUAACAGAUCGAUAAUUGAAAACAACAAUUAUGAUAAGUGUGUGGAAGAAAUAGAAAGAAAUAUUAACGAUACCAUUUCCACUUCCACGCCAAAUUACCCGUCUCAAGAUUUAAUAGAAAAACUCUUUAAUCCAAGCCAAAUAUUAAUUAACGAAAGUAAAAAUCAUAUUGGCCCUGAUUGUAUUCAAGAAGAAAACAUAGGAAGCAUCGAUAGAGAAAACAUAGAAUCGAAUAAUGGAGAUCACGAUUUAAAUGAAACACCUAUAGAGAAGUUAAAAAAUAAUGUAAUAUUUCCGAAGCGAGUUGAUUUAAAAAGAUCCUUAUCAGAUUCUGCUAUUGAUUUAUACAGUGAUGAUAGUUUUAAUAAAGUUUCAUCAAAUAAGCGACGCAGGCUUAUAUUUGAGAAUUUUAUUGAGCCUCGUGCAAACGAAGAAGAUGUUUGUGAUGUGAUACAAAAUAAUAGGAGAAAAUCCAUUUCUGCGAUAUGUAAUAAUGACAACCUCUUAAUUCUUAUAAAUGAUAAUGAAUAUAUAAUAGCAGAAGAAGAUUGUGAAUCUAGCAAUAUUGAAUAUGUAGAAUCGUCAGAAUUCUUGCAAGUAACUGAAGAAGCUAAUGUUAAUGAAGUUCAUAAAGAACUUCAAAAUGAUUCCAUUCUCGGUAGUACUGAAUUAAAUGUAGACUGUUCAUUAACGCAUGAUUUUAACCAAGAAAAAUGGUUAGGUGGUGAUAGCUAUGGAGAGAACAUAUUCAACGACGAUGUCGCUGUAGAUAUUACAAUAAGUGCCCCUAUAUCCCCUGAAAAUUCAAAUUUGUCAAGCAAUGACAGUGUAUGCACAGAUAAUGAGAGUGACCAUAUUGUUAGAAUAAAAGAAAUAUAUGGAGAAAACAUGUGCAUGAAUGAUAUGCAAAUAGUUGAGACGUUAUACAAAAUGCCACAAAUGAAUGUUAACAAGACGCUGGUCGACAUUGAAUCUCAAAAUUCAUUAGACAAUAAAAAUGAUGUAUUACUUUCACCAAAUAGAUACUCGGAAAUCCUUGAUCCAAAUAUCAGCCCUAUUCUAUUAGAUAGAAGUUAUAGAAAUGAUGACGAUAUUAUAUUAGAACACGGGGAAGAUCGAGAUAUCGAGUCUUCAGUAAGAAUAAAUGUCGAUAAUGAUGACUUAAAUAAAUACAAUGGUGAUGAAAAACGCAUUGAAUCUUGUGAUUUGAUUAAUAACACGUCAUUAGCAAGUAACGAUUGUAAAUAUUCCGCAUCUAGUUCACCGGAAGUGUCGUCAACUACAUCAGAGGAUAAAUGUUCAAGUAUUUUGUUAAAAAUUACAAGUGUAAAUGGUUCGAGACGAUCAGAAAUUAAUAAUGUGUCUGAUAAUGUCCAGCAGUUACGGUACAAAUUUACUGAAAAGAACGAUUACCAUACUAACUAUAGACCUUUGAUUACAAAAGCAGCGCAGAAAUAUAUACCACCUAUAAUUGAGUCACAUGAUCUUAAAGUUAAAUUACCCUUACCUCAGAAUAGUUUAAAUAAAUUAAAAGAACUAAAGUUAGCUAAAAGUGAGCCUUUAUUUAGUACAAUAUCCAAUCAUAAGAAAGCUACUAUGAGACAGGAUGUUGUUCGUAAAAAAGUGAAGCCGAAGUUUGAGGAUGUGCUUAAAAGUAUUGAUGAGAUUCAAUUCAAAAUGCAUAAAGAUAAAUUUAAAAAAACGAAACAUAGCAUUCCUAAAGUACUUAUAAAGAAACAUGAAAACGGGGCACAUUAUGCCAGCACAUCAAUAAAAAAAAAACUAUACAAUCCAGAUCUAACUGGUAGAAAGUGGCAACCUUGGGUAUUUAUUGAAAGAAAUGAGUUUAUCGACAGAAUGGCUCAAAGAAAUAAACGUAAAGCGAUAUAUUGUCAUAGAAAGAAAACAUUUGUUUUAGAAGAGAAGUUAAAAAAGUAUAAAUCUAUAUGCACGGCAAAAUUUGUUAUUUCUCAGCCCACAUUAGACCAUCCAUCAUCGGGUAAUUUAAAGUAUACAAUUAGAUUGAAACAUAAUUACUGAUUUGUAAUUAUCGUUCAAUUUCCUAAACUGGUCCAAUGCCACAUAUUCCAAAUAUAUCCCACCAUCUUGCAGCAUUCCUUUUUUUAGUAUUUUGUAUAAAUAAUAUAGUUACCUUGUUUACAAUAUUUUAGUAGACCUGCAAAUGAAAGCCAAAAUUUAUUAGUGUGAUUUAGUAAAGAAAAGAAAAUUAUUGUAGUAAUUAUAACUUUAAUUAUUGUUAAUUAUAUAAAAAUUUCAGAUCUGUAGUAAUUUUGUUAUGAUUAUAAGAGUUUAUUGUUCUUGUUUCCAUUUUACAUUCCUUUAAUAAAAUAUAUUUUGCACUGUUAUAUUAAUGUUACAGUUAAAAAAAAAUUAGUUGAACAUUUUGUUA